UUCCCUUUCUAAUGUAAAUAUCUUCAGGUUAUUGCAAAUCGAGCAGCUGAAAUACUUGGCCAUAAGCGCGGUGACAAACAUGUGCAUCCAAAUGACCAUGUAAAUAGAUCGCAAUCUUCAAAUGAUACCUUUCCUACGGUGAUGCAUAUUGCUGCGGCAAUGGAGCUAAAUAAAAGAUUAGUACCAAACCUGAAACAGUUGCAUACUUCACUACAUUCAAAGUCAGUCGAAUUCAAGGACAUUAUUAAGAUUGGGCGAACCCACACACAAGAUGCAACCCCUUUGACUCUUGGACAAGAGUUUAGUGGGUAUGCUACUCAAGUGAAAUAUGGAAUUGACCGAGUCUUGUGCACCCUUCCACGCAUGUAUCAGCUCGCACAAGGAGGCACAGCAGUGGGGACAGGACUGAAUACAAAGAAAGGGUUUGACAUUAAAAUUGCUGCAGCAGUGGCAGAGGAAACUAACUUGCCAUUUGUAACAGCUGAAAACAAGUUUGAAGCACUGGCUGCUCAUGAUGCAUUUGUUGAAACCAGUGGAGCUGUAAAUACGGUAGCUGCUUCCCUCAUGAAGGUUGGGAAUGAUAUACGCUUCUUGGGAAGUGGUCCCCGCUGUGGUCUUGGGGAGCUCAUUCUUCCUGAAAAUGAACCUGGAAGCAGUAUAAUGCCGGGCAAGGUGAAUCCUACUCAGUGUGAGGCUCUCACGAUGGUCUGUGCUCAGGUUAUGGGGAAUCAUGUGGCUGUCACAAUUGGUGGAUCAAAUGGCCAUUUUGAGCUGAAUGUUUUCAAGCCUAUGAUUGCUAAUGCUCUUCUACAUUCAGUAAGAUUGCUAGGGGAUGCAUCUGCUUCCUUUGAAAAGAAUUGUGUGAGGGGUAUUCAAGCUAACAGAGAGAGGAUUGCUAAAUUGUUGCACGAGUCGCUCAUGCUCGUCACAUGUUUGAACCCAAAAAUUGGUUACGAUAAUGCUGCUGCAGUUGCCAAGAAAGCCCACAAGGAGGGAACCAGUUUGAAGGAUGCUGCUCUCAAUCUAGGAGUCCUCAAAUCUGAAGAGUUUGAUCAACUUGUAGUUCCUGAGAAAAUGAUUGGUCCAACUGACUGAUCAGCUCCAUUAGUUCUAUCAAAUGGGAGAGAGGACCAUGGCUGUAGGGUGCAUCAUAUUAGCUGUUUUCGUCCAUCAAAUUCAACUAGGAAAAUAAAAUAUUUAACGCAAUUCUUGAGGUUUUCUCAUUCCUUACAAUUUAUCAGCACUUGACUGGGGGAAUGCCUCCAUUUUUUGUAAUGAGACCCUGAGCUAUAGCGAAGUAAAUAAUGGACUGAAUCAUUUUUUCCUAC
Messenger RNA from Nicotiana tabacum (common tobacco), 1328 nucleotides. The record is from RefSeq and is a predicted model, not a curated record. NCBI's taxonomy places the organism in Eukaryota, Viridiplantae, Streptophyta, Magnoliopsida, Solanales, Solanaceae.